UUGAAAUGGAAAGUAAUACAAUUCCUGAAAUGUCAACCCAUUCCACCUUUGGAGAAAUUAAAAGACGUGUGAGGGAGAAGAAGAAUGGGGCUCUAAAAGCUGCAAAGCUGAAUACUUCUCUGGCAUCUAAAAUAAAAACUAAAAUAAUAAACAACUCCUCGCUAUUGAAGACCUCUCUGAAACUUAAUAAUAAGGCAUUGGCCAUGGCACUAAGCACUGAGAGAGAAAACUGCCGGAGGCUGAAAAAUGAAAAGCUCUUGCUACAGAAAGAAGUGGAUAAGCUGCACCUGCAGAAUGUCUCACUUUGCCAAAAACUAAAUUGUCUGAAUAAAACCCUCAUAGAAGUAGAAGCAUUCCUGCAUAAUAACCUUUUAACUGCAAUUGAAAUGAGCACUUUACCUGAGAAUAUUCAGAAGCCUCUAGCAUCAAGAGGAGAUAAGUUCAACAGUGACGGUCAUCAGACUGAGAUUUCUGAUCACCCAGUUAGGCCCACUGGGCAACUUGCGAGUGCUCCUAGUAUUGUGGAACAACAAGAAAGCACCUUUGCAUUUGAAGCAGAUGACCUUUUUAAGCAGAUGCCAGUACUGCAACAGGAAAUUGGAGCAGAUGAAAUCAGUGGUGCAUUAUUAGCUUCUGAGAAAAAUGUGCCAAAAUCAUGUGUAACAAAUCAAAUGGAAACAGUAUUUGCCCCAAAAUUUUCAACAGGUAUGCUGCAUUUAUUUUAUUAUUGUGGGUAA
This is a messenger RNA of Heteronotia binoei (common prickly gecko), 737 nucleotides long. It is a transcript of the gene SGO2, whose product is annotated as shugoshin 2. The transcript has 5 exons. Gene Ontology annotation, cellular component: chromosome, centromeric region. Lineage: Eukaryota; Metazoa; Chordata; Lepidosauria; Squamata; Gekkonidae. The coding region runs from base 6 to 737 and encodes 243 amino acids. The record is from RefSeq and is a predicted model, not a curated record.